AUGUUCGUUUCCAGACUUGUCUCAAUAUACCAUCCAAAGCCGCAAGCACCGGCCCGCAAGUUCUCGACUUGCAAAAUGCAAGAGAUCGACAAGUUUGCGCCAAAGAUCAAUUGCCAGAAAGCUGGCACCUUCUCGUACGACACUGCCGUUGAGCGUUGGCCGAAGAUUCUGACCAAAAUCGUCGACCAUUUCCACCGAAAGCGCCAGUCUUUGAUGCGAGAGUAUGGACAGGGCGCCGAUGAGGACGUGAAACGUGUCGUCGCCAAUUUGUCAGAGAUGCGCUAUCGCCUGAGUACCGACAAGCCGAUCACCAAAAUUGAAGAUGAUCUCAUCGAAGAUGCCGCAGUUUGGAACGAUCUUAUUGAUGAGCAGAGGGAGCAGAAGGGUGAUGAUUUCACCUGGUUCAAAGGCGACUGGCUGUUCGUUGAAUGCUACAUGUAUCGGAAGAUCUACAGCGGCACUCAGCAGACGGCUUUUCUCAAGAAAUAUGAUUACUUUGCUGAGCAGAAGAAAGAGAGCCUGGAGGACCACGUCGAACAGACGAUCGAAUUGCUGAAGCACCUUCGCGAGAGAGUUGAAGCGAAGGAGACGCGUGAAGCUGUUUUGGAAGAAGAUUUGAAGACGAUCCUCAAGAUUUCCUUGUGGGGCAAUAAGGCCGAUCUGUCGCUGUCCGGCGGAGAGAAAUCGCAACAGGCGAAAUCCCCUGUCGAGGCCGCAACUUCGCGUGACAAUUACAUUUUGGCAAACGACCUCGAUGUGGUUGUUAAGGCUCUCUUGCACCUUGGUGGAAGUCGCCAAGUUGAUAUUGUGCUCGACAAUGCUGGUUUUGAGCUUAUCGGUGAUUUGAUGCUCGGCGAAUACCUUCUUUCGCAUGGAUUGGCCGAUCGUGUGGUCUAUCAUGGAAAGAGCUACCCAUGGUUUGUCUCUGACACGACCCAUGCCGACGUUCAAUGGCUCAUUAUUCGGCUCUGCCAAUUCGAUGACGUAAACGCAAAAUGGGCUGGAUUGCGUUGGCGCAAGCGAUACGAGAAGGACGAAAUCGCCUUCGAGGCGGACCCGUUUUGGACGUUGCCCCACGCUUUCUGCGAUAUGAAAGAGUACGCCCCAAGGCUCUACACGCAAUUCACCGAGUCGAGUCUUCUGGUUUUCAAGGGCGACCUGAACUACCGGAAGUUGACUGGUGAUCGCUACUGGCCGCAUGUCACCCCGUUCAAGGAGACGCUGCGUGGCUUCCAGCCCUGCCCUGUUUUGGCUCUCCGUGCCAUGAAAGCCCAGACGGCUGCUGGCCUGUGCGAUUCCGUCGUCCAGAGGAUGCGCACCGAAUUUGGACAGGAUUCGUAUGAAUGGCUGGUUACGGGUGAUUAUGCUUUGAUCCAAUAUGCUGAA
Messenger RNA from Mesorhabditis spiculigera, 1386 nucleotides. The record is from the annotation of a GenBank genome assembly. NCBI's taxonomy places the organism in Eukaryota, Metazoa, Nematoda, Chromadorea, Rhabditida, Rhabditidae.